Anopheles darlingi is the source of this 1699-nucleotide messenger RNA. RefSeq lists its product as uncharacterized. The record is from RefSeq and is a predicted model, not a curated record. The transcript has 4 exons. NCBI's taxonomy places the organism in Eukaryota, Metazoa, Arthropoda, Insecta, Diptera, Culicidae. Bases 16 to 1548 code for a protein of 510 amino acids.
AUCUCGCGCAUCGCGAUGGCAUCGUUCACGGGACGAUGUUCGAUAUUCUGGCUUCUGUUGGCCAUUCUCUACCCCUUCACACCGGUGGCCACCGGUGAACAGGAGCAACUGGAGCCGCUUUCCUUCGAACCGCUACACUGUGAACGGAUCGAUGGUGAGGCACUGAGAAGAUGGAUUGCCAGUGAACCGGGUGCCAGGCGACUGUGCAGUGGCACGCCCAGCUGUGAUCGCGUGCUGAUGUGCGAUUGUCAGAAGACGACUAUCUCAGACCAACAGGCUGCCUUUACGCUACCACCAUUCGAGGCUACCACCGUUGCAACCGACAUACUGAUACGCAACUGCGGCCAGCUACACGUUCCGACCGGUACGUUCCGUGCGCUGCGCUCCGGAUUUCUACCGCGCACCGUACGAUUCCUGAACAUCGAACAGCUUACGCUGGAAUCGUUUGCAUUCGAGAUCACUAGCCAAUCGCGCGUACCCAAUCCCGAUCCACGCGAUCGUCAUCCGGUACUCGGACCGAUCGAGCUUCAUUUCGAGCGUUGCCACAUAGAGGAACUGCCCGCCAACGCGUUCCACGGUGCUGGGCUACGAUCGAUCCAGUUCUCUUCUGCCUCCUCUAUCGGUGUGGUUCGGCCACUAGCGAUCGGCAUUCGAUUGCGCCAGCUCACGUUUCGUGACAGUGCAAUCGGUCGAUUUGCGCGCCAUGCAUUCAAGCGAGCACAGAUGGAGGAGCUUCUGCUGCAAAAUGUCACCAUGCACGAUUCCUGGACCUCCCAGGGCUGGCAGGGUGUCGUAGUGGCCGAAACGAUCCGUAUCAGCGAUUCCACCUUUUUGCAGCCAAUCCUUCCGGCCGCCAUUACCGAGAGUAGUACCAACGAACUGGUGCUUCAGAACAACGUGUUCAACGCUUCAAUGGCGGACGAAGCAUUCCAGCUGGCCGUCACUAGCCGUGUUUCAAUGAUCGGCAAUGUGUUUGGGCAGCUAUCACCGAAUCUGUUUCGUGGAUUAACGAUAUCGAACGAAACGGCCUGGAACGCACAGCCAACGCUUGUGCUGGAAAGGAACCAAAUCGAUGAGCUGGUGGUACCGGGGUCAAGUGCUGCCGUUGGCAGCAGCAGCUUCUUCCACAUUCCACGUAACUUUACCGUAAAUUUGCAGUCACUUCGGAUUGCCGAGAUGGCCACUUGUGACAGCACGAACCUCGCCGGGGCAUCACAAUGGCAACAGGAGAUCUUCUUCCUGCGACCAUUCGCCGUCAGUGGACACGAUGAUCCGGAAUCGUACAUCUCGAUCGAAGAGUUUCGGCAGCAGGAAGGUUGUGAUGCGACCGGACCCGAUCUCGUACUGAUCAUCGUCCUGUCGACGCUGCUCGGUGUGACGCUGAUCGGUGGUUUGAUCGGAGGGUUCGUGUUCUAUCGCCACCAGAAGAAACGACAGCGUAUGCUACUGUUGGAGCAGGGCCUAGUGCAUCCAGCACCACGCACAUACCGUGAGACGCAGAUUAUGCUCAAGCUGGAAACGGUCGGUACCCUCAAGACCGACUUCUAAUGGACCGAUCGAGCAACGGUUCAACGCGAUCUCCAUAAAACGGUCUGAUGAAGACCGUAACCCGCUAGUCUCAAGUGGCCAUUAGUGACCAACUAUUCCUAACCUGAUACAAUGUGAGAGAGAGAUUGUGAAAAAAGAGAUUGUACUUACA